ACGUCAAUGGCAAUCGACCGAUACCUUUAUCGCACUAAGUACUACUAUUAAAAAUUAGAGAAAUUAUAUAAAUAGCCACCAAACUUAGCUCGUGUCUUAGUGAGUGCAAAAUGUCGCGUCCAACAUUGAUAAUUUUUAUGACUGUUCUAGUCUUCAGUUCCGGAGUGGAACUUCCAGUCAAACUUCCAGUUAUUUCCACCCAAGGCUUAAUUCCAGUCAGUGGUCUUCUUGGUGGCUUGGCCAAAAUUUUGGGCAAUGUUAUCGAAGCUCUGAAUGCAAUUAUCGCCUAUCUUAAUAUAAGCCUUGAUGGGAUCGUAUCAACAGUUAUAGCCCUUAUAGGCGAAAUUCUGCAAGAUUUAGUGGACACUAUUAACACCACAGUGUCCAACAUUGUGGCUUUCUUGGGCAAACUUCCACUCAUCGGUGAAGUUUUCUCCGAUUUAGACUCCAAAAGCCACGAAUGUGUUGCAUUAGUUAAAACCAACGUCUUCUUAGUAAACGCAGCUCCAUCAACACAAUGCGUUAUAAAAUUCCUGGACCCCACAGUUGCUAAACUACAGGACGUUUUGAAGAAACUCCGCGAAGUUCUUAAUUCUGUGACACUCCUCCUUAACGAGCUCAAGACAAAAUCGCUUGUUGACGCACUUUCAGGCCUUGCAGAUGGUAUUAUUCAACAAUUGAAGAUGCUUGUUGAUGCUGUUGUUGAUCUGGUGGUGUUUAUCGUAAAACUGCUGACCAAAGAUGCAAAAACACUAAUGUGUGUUAUGAAAGUUAUUAUGAAGCUUGUUGGAACACUGCUGUCUGAGAUUUUUGGUUAUUUGAGCUGUCUUUUGGGUUAAAUAAAUUUUUUAGUGUUUUAAA
Messenger RNA from Tribolium castaneum (red flour beetle), 861 nucleotides. RefSeq lists its product as uncharacterized. NCBI's taxonomy places the organism in Eukaryota, Metazoa, Arthropoda, Insecta, Coleoptera, Tenebrionidae. The record is from RefSeq and is a predicted model, not a curated record. Bases 111 to 839 code for a protein of 242 amino acids. The transcript is spliced from 2 exons.